UCCAAUAUAAAGAGGGAAACACAUCGUCAUUAUUGGCAAGCAAUACAUCACAGCGACAAAACUAGAUCAAUGCUUCAAUCGCGCCACGAUGUCGUCUGCUGUGAGAAGUCGUCUGCCAAUAAAGAGGCGGGGCAUGUAUCUUGAUUUGUCAACAAACGUCAAAAAGGAACCGCAAAUAGGCGGGAUGUAAUCUUAUUUAUUUGCAACUUGCAAGAUAUUAAGAUCUCAAACAGAUUCUGAUCUAGCAGUGUUUAAUUAUAAGAGCAACUAAUUUCGUCUUGUAUUUAAACUGAAUAUUUAGUUUCCCUAUUUUCAAAAAAUUAAACUUUUAGUUAGACGAUCUUUCAAAAUCUAGAGUAAGCGUUAUAUUGAAACAUUUAUAUUAUACAUAUAAUAAAAAAGGACAUUGUAUGAAACGUGAAUAUUCGAAUUUUUUUCUGAAAGUAUUAUACAGAAUAUGGAAUCGAGUCUACAUUCAGAGGCAAAUCACCAUGAACAACGUGAACAAUCGACAGAGAACGUGCACUGCACGAGGUAUCCAGACGCAGACGAUCGUGCACGAGAUCUCAUGAACGCAGGUAUGAUAUCAGAAAGUUCUGACCAACCAAGAUUUUCUCCACCAUGUCCUUCACCAUUGAAGAUCUCGAAUUUGAUCGCCCCGUCCCCAGGAAUUGUUGUGUCCGUACCGUCGCAUGUUGAUAGUUCCACUCCCGCCUCAUACUCUAAGCGUGUAUCACCCGGUCUGACAUGCCUAGUAUGCGGGGACACGUCGAGUGGUAAACAUUACGGGAUACUGGCGUGCAACGGCUGCAGCGGGUUCUUCAAAAGAAGCGUCAGAAGAAAACUAAUUUAUAGAUGCCAGGCUGGUACCGGACUGUGUAUUGUUGACAAAGCGCACAGGAACCAGUGUCAAGCUUGUCGUUUAAAGAAAUGUCUGCAAUUAGGGAUGAACAAGGACGCUGUACAAAAUGAACGUCAGCCCCGAAACACUGCACAGAUCAGAAAUGAUCAGAUGGAAAACGGGUUUGAGUCUAGCUUAGGAAGUACACAAGCGACCGUCUCGGCCACGCACCCCGCGUUUAGUCCGGCCGCUAAACACAGGCUGAUGGCGGGAAUCAGUAGUCGUGAAACCUCGACAAAACAAGAACACAGACAUGAAGACCACGAUGAAAACAUUGACGUCACAGGCACCGACAGUAACGAACGUCACGUGACACCAUAUUACAGUAGCUAUGGAGACACGUUCUUCCCCCUGGCUGGUCAAGAAACUAUGUAUGAAUGCUCUGCUAGACUGCUUUUUAUGGCUGUACGAUGGGCAAAGAAUCUCCCGUCCUUUGCCAAUUUACCAUUCAGAGACCAGGUUAUACUGUUAGAAGAAACAUGGGGAGAAUUGUUCCUGCUAUGUUCUAUCCAGUGGUCGAUGCCGAUGGAAGCAUGCCCGUUGCUAGGCAACCUAGAACAUAACCAAUCAAAAUCCGGGUCCUUGGCUGCUGACAUCCGGGCACUUCAGGAAAUAUUUUCGCGGUUCAAGGUCAUUGGCGUUGACCCUGGAGAGUUUGCCUGCCUGAAAGCCGUGUCAUUAUUCAAGCCAGAGACACGUGGAUUGAAAGAUCCGCAUCAAGUUGAAAAUCUACAGGAUCAAGCCCAGGUCAUGCUUGGUCAACAUAUUCGUGCACAACACCCCACACAGCCUGUCAGAUUUGGACGUUUACUUUUGAUGUUGCCAUCACUACGAUUUUUAUCAACUGAAAGUCUGGAGAAGGUGUUCUUUGGAAGGUCGAUCGGAAAUACACCCAUGGAAAAAUUACUUUGUGACAUGUUUAAAAGUUAAACUCUUUUUUUUUGUUGGAUUUUGUGGACCAAAGUGUAUGUUUCAGGACAUGUAUAUUAUUGAUCCAGGACGAAUGAUUACAUGUAAUUUUCAUACCAAAACAUUUUAUGGAAGAUAAAGGAAACAAAUCACUUCCCAAAUCAAGAAAAGAAAAUACAAAACAAAACAAAGACCAAAAUGAGAAACGUUUAACAACGUAGAUGAAGGUGUGCCUGAUCUUAACCACCAAUAUGACAUUGUAAAUAAAGUCCUGGUAAAAUAUUACAGAUUUAAGACAAACAAAAAGAUGACUUAAUCCCUAGUAAGAUAACAGUAUUAUAUAUAGAUCUAUAUUUAUCAAAAACAUAUUUUUCAAUGCACGAUGGUACC
Messenger RNA from Ruditapes philippinarum (Manila clam), 2200 nucleotides. Its product is annotated as photoreceptor-specific nuclear receptor-like. The transcript has 8 exons. Gene Ontology annotation, molecular function: RNA polymerase II cis-regulatory region sequence-specific DNA binding; zinc ion binding; nuclear receptor activity. Lineage: Eukaryota; Metazoa; Mollusca; Bivalvia; Venerida; Veneridae. The record is from RefSeq and is a predicted model, not a curated record. Bases 458 to 1831 code for a protein of 457 amino acids. Gene Ontology annotation, biological process: anatomical structure development; positive regulation of transcription by RNA polymerase II; cell differentiation.